Gryllus bimaculatus (two-spotted cricket) is the source of this 427-nucleotide messenger RNA. The record is from the annotation of a GenBank genome assembly. NCBI's taxonomy places the organism in Eukaryota, Metazoa, Arthropoda, Insecta, Orthoptera, Gryllidae.
CGGCGCCUUUCCCGCCUUUUCUCAUUGUGUUCGCGCGCGUGCAUUGCGUCCGCCGUGCCUUCCCGCGGACUUGUCAGGCUAUCUACUUUUUUUUACAAAGGUAGUGCGUAAAAUUCAUGACAAUUGAGGAAACGUUCAGAUUAUAGAGACCUGAACUUCAUAAUAACGUAUUUUGUGUAGAUUAAGAAUGGAUGUACCUGACGUGCAAGUGGGCCAACUCCGAGUUGUUGAUGAAGUUGGGGCCAGGUGUCAGAAACUAUUUCAGGACUUUUUGGAAGAGUUUAAAGAAGAAGGAACCCUCAAGUAUGUUGAGGCAGUGAAGGAUUGUGCAAGGCAUGAAAGAUCUUCUCUUGAAAUUAGCCUUGAAGAUGUAGAAAAAUAUAAUCAAAGCUUGAACAAAGUCAUAAUUGAAGAUUAUUACAGGUGA